UUUAUCUGAUGAGGUCAGUGUGGAUAUAAUUAUCUCUGAUCAUGUAAGAUGACACUGAAAAAGUAGUUAAUUAUUGACAUUGUCAGUAUACUUCAUCCGCCUGGAUAUUAUACUUAAUAAGAUGAACACAAAACAGCAUAUGGUUUAGUUUGUGAUGAAAAAACUGACAGCUUUGAUCGUUGACAUCCACGCUGGGACUUGUAGGAUCCCACCCAACAUAAUGCAGUCAAAAUUGGAUAUUUGAUGCCGAGACAGAUGAAAGAUGAUUUCUGCAUCAAUCAGUCGGCAACACAUAAUCCUGUUUCUCAUAUUGAUCCUUUUUUUUCUCUUUUCGUUCUUCUGGUACCGGUCAGACUUUGUUCAUUAUAAUUCAGAAUGUCCAGAAAUUAUACAUAAGCAAGACCAUGAGGUCCAGGAGAAGACAAAAGUGAAACCAAAUCCAACGCCAACACCAAAAGACACUAUUGUUCUGGUUUGGAACUGGCCAUGGGGGCAGCAGUUUACGUUAGACAUGUGUACAGAAUUUGGUUUUCCUGGAUGUAAGCUUUCAACAGACAGAAGUCUAUAUAGUAUUGCUGAUGCCGUUGUUAUACAUCAUGCAGAUGUAGGGAGUAAAAAUGCAUUACCUCAACAGCCAAGACCUUCUUUCCAGCGUUGGGUGUGGCUUAACUUAGAACCUCCACUGAUUAUUAGUAACUUGGAGAUGAUGGACAACUUGUUCAAUGCAACUAUGACAUUCCGUCAGGAUUCAGAUAUCUUUAUCCCAUAUGGCAAAAUAGAAACGAUGAAAGAGCCUCAAAACUUCUCCAUUCCCAUGAAGUCCAAGCUGGUAUCUUGGGUGGUCAGCAAGUGGUAUCCUGGUGUCCGUCGCAUUACUUAUUAUGAAGAGCUGAAAAAACAUAUUUCAGUAGAUGUUUAUGGAGCAAAGCACAUGCCACUGAGCAAUGAAGAUUUCCACUCAACAAUAUCUCAGUACAAAUUUUAUUUGUCUUUUGAGAAUUCCAUGUAUAGAGACUAUAUCACUGAGAAGCUUUGGUCAAAUGCCUUCGGUUCGUGGGCUGUUCCAGUUGUAUUAGGAACAUCCCGUAAGAACUAUGAGCAGUUUGUCCCGGGGGAUGCCUUCAUUCAUGUUGAUGAUUUUCCAAGUCCAAAGGAGCUGGCCGAUUAUCUUCUUGAGUUGGACAAAGAUGAUGUGAAGUACCAAAAGUAUUUUAAAUGGAGAUCGCGAUACUAUGUAAAGAUAGAUGGGGGGUGGCCAUAUCACUACUGUAAAGCAUGUGCAGUCAUAAAGCAGAGUCCAAGAUAUCAGGUCGUUCAUCAAAUAGCUAAGUGGUUUCUGAAGGAUUUAUAGCUCUGAGGCCCCGUACACACGACCGAGUUUCUCGGCAGAAUUCAGCCAGAAACUCGGUCGGAGCUGAAUUCUG
Molecule: messenger RNA, 1424 nt
Organism: Rana temporaria (common frog)
Lineage: Eukaryota; Metazoa; Chordata; Amphibia; Anura; Ranidae
Product: 3-galactosyl-N-acetylglucosaminide 4-alpha-L-fucosyltransferase FUT3-like
Exons: 2
Coding region: 263-1351 (362 amino acids)
Cellular component (GO): membrane
Molecular function (GO): alpha-(1->3)-fucosyltransferase activity
Source: RefSeq, a predicted model, not a curated record